AUGCAGACGGUGCUUCCUUAUUCGUUUCUCUUGGCGCGUUACCUGCAAGCGGUAUCAUGUCACGAACUUACCGUAGUCAACGGUGAACUCGGCCAGGGGCUAACAAGGAAUUUUAAAGAAGAAAGCCAAACCGGCGGCAACCCGGCUUUCCUUGACUUCGACUUGAAUGAGCUUCCGAGCGCAGAGAGUCCGGAGUUGCAGUCUCCCACCGAGUCUUCAAGCCUGCUUCCUGUCUUCUCUGGGCAACUCCGCGGGACUCUGGACCGUCACCUACCUGCCGUAUACUCGGAUUUGGAAGAGGAAAGUCGCGCUUCAAAGCGUCCAAGAUUGACAAACAUCAAGCCAGACCACGGCCGGUGGGGAUGCGACAAGCCCGCUGGCUAAUAGUGAACUUUCACAUCACCCAAGCCCCAGCUUGGCCUUGCAAAAGUUGAAAAGAAAAGCUCAGCCCAGCCGUG
Molecule: messenger RNA, 458 nt
Organism: Puccinia graminis f. sp. tritici CRL 75-36-700-3
Lineage: Eukaryota; Fungi; Basidiomycota; Pucciniomycetes; Pucciniales; Pucciniaceae
Exons: 1
Coding region: 1-384 (127 amino acids)
Source: RefSeq, a predicted model, not a curated record